This is a messenger RNA of Aureobasidium melanogenum CBS 110374, 1092 nucleotides long. RefSeq lists its product as uncharacterized. The coding region runs from base 1 to 1092 and encodes 363 amino acids. Lineage: Eukaryota; Fungi; Ascomycota; Dothideomycetes; Dothideales; Saccotheciaceae. The record is from RefSeq and is a predicted model, not a curated record. The transcript is spliced from 2 exons.
AUGUUGUCGCAGCCACAGAGAUGGCAAAGAUCUCGCGAGGAAGGCUCCAGCCCCUGUCCAGCUCAGGGCGAUGUCCAGGCACAGGGAUCCAUCAGGAAGACGAAUUUGGAAGAGCGAUACCACGAAGAAGGAUACCACGAAGAGCCCCUGAGACGGCUUGCACAGGGCCAUGCUGGAUUCACGCUUAUACUACAAUCCCAAUCAGCAUUGAUUCCUCAAGGAAGCACUCAUGGUCAAGUACAAUCUGCUAAGCGCUCGUCGUCGCCCAGACUGAGAGAAGCUGCAGAGACUCUCUGUUUGCUAGCCGGAUCAGGUUUGGAGACCGAGUUGCCGGACUCACGCCAAGUCCCGUACUCGAACGAUCAACUUUCACACCAACACAUCAACACGACCGCGACUGCGCAUCAGCUCAGUCUUUCUCAUACCGGACAACACGCACACGAGAGCGCAUCACCCCUGAACCCGCUGGCGACAUCAACGCCAACGAACGCCUUGUUGAAAUCAUCUCAUCCAUCGAACGCAAACAUCCAAGCCCUAUACAAAGGCAGCAACGUGACAGACUCUCAGCCAAGCCUGCCCGAGAUGAAGAGUUCAGAAAUCGAUGUCGAGAAAUACCUGGAUGGCGUGGAGGAUCGAUCUGCGCACAACAGAAACCGUCGCAUUCUCGAGGUUUUGGACAGCAUCUACAACCUUCCGACCGGCCAGCGUGGAACACAACUCCGCAACUUUGUCAGUUGUCUUGAACUGUCCCAAGGAAAGCAAGACUACGUUUUCCGCGUCCUCAGAAGUAGACUACAAACUAUCAACGAUCCUUCCAAGGAGCGUUACCUAGUCACAAAGUGGCUGCUCGUCUUGGUUUUCCAUGCGCAGGAGGAAGCAAUGAAAGCCAGAGACGCCGCCAAGCUUGCCGAACAGGUCAAACCCCAGGCACCUCUCUGCGGCGAAGGUUUCCACAAGUUGAGAUGUGGCCAUUACCGUGCCUCUCACGAAGAAUGCGGUAUGAACUGCUACGGCCGCUCAACCUUCCCCGACAAGCCUCUCGAUUUCGACGCUCGCAUGUCCGAGAUUGUUUGCUUCAAGUGUCUUUGCUAG